UCUGCUCUGCUCUGCUCAUCUCCCUCCGCUCGCCAAUCCUGCAGCCACGCGCUGCUCCACCAGACCCGACCACCAGGAUGCUCAGGACCGCCGCCGCCGUCCGCAUGGAUUCCGCCCACGGUCACGGGCCGUCACCCUCCUCCUCCACCUCGCCGGCGGCGGCGCCGCCGCCAUGGCUCCCAGCCGACGACCACUGCCUCCACCUCCACUACGACCACACGGCGUCCACUCCCUCCACGACGCCCGCCACCGCCGCGCCGCCGAACCGCCACCACCUCCGCACCGUGACCACCGCAACCCGGCGCGCCACGAAACGCCGCCCGCGACCGUCGCGGAAGCUGCCCACCACCUACAUCACCGCUGACCCCGCCAGCUUCCGUCGCAUGGUGCACCAGGUCACCGGCGCCGACGACCUGCUGCCUGUGCCUCCGCCUGCGCCUCCGGAAGCCCUCUGCCGCCCGGCGCCCCACCGCGCUGGCGCCGCCGGCGCGCUGACGCUGCCCACGCUCGACACGUCGGCUUUCCUGCUCGGCGCGCCCGGAGUGGCCGCGCGGACGGACGCGCCGUGCGCGGCCUCGCCCGGGUUUUCGACGGCGGCGCCAGCACUGGAUCGGGCGGAGGCCGGUGGACCAGCAGCAGGGGCUUGCAACUACAGCAGCGGUAGCAGCUGUGGUGGCUUCCCGACCUUGGAUUCCUGGGAUGCUCUCUUCUAGCUAGUUCAGCUCCCGUUUGGUUGCCAUCCUCACUUGCUGUUACUUUUCCUUGGAGCCAAUGACCAGCAAGAGAGAGCAAGAGAUCGUCGUCAUGUCCCAGUUUCUGUCAUUAUUAGGAGGAUUGUGUGAGAUGGCUCGAUCAGUACCAAAAUAAAGUAAAGCGUGAAUUGUUGUUGUUAUUAAUGGCAUGUUAAACAGGAUGCUUAGACCGCA
Molecule: messenger RNA, 926 nt
Organism: Panicum virgatum (switchgrass)
Lineage: Eukaryota; Viridiplantae; Streptophyta; Magnoliopsida; Poales; Poaceae
Product: calmodulin-binding protein 25-like
Exons: 1
Coding region: 78-713 (211 amino acids)
Biological process (GO): response to osmotic stress
Cellular component (GO): nucleus
Molecular function (GO): calmodulin binding
Source: RefSeq, a predicted model, not a curated record